Musca vetustissima is the source of this 483-nucleotide messenger RNA. RefSeq lists its product as uncharacterized. The coding region runs from base 1 to 483 and encodes 160 amino acids. The transcript has 3 exons. NCBI's taxonomy places the organism in Eukaryota, Metazoa, Arthropoda, Insecta, Diptera, Muscidae. The record is from RefSeq and is a predicted model, not a curated record.
AUGUCUUUAAAGGCCGACAUAAGGAUAUCGAAUUUACGUUGUACAACCAAAAAUGAGAGUUUGGGUAAAUUUCAAAUGUGCUCCCUGAAAGCUGUCAAACGGAAUGUUGUCGAAAUCAAUGUACACUUUGAACUGUUUAAGAAGCCAGUUAAGCAGGCAGAUUUUUUAUUACGUUUCAAAAAACGCGGUGAUAUUGGCGGAAAGGCUCUCUAUCAGUACAAAGUUGAUUUGUGUGAAUUUCUGAAUAGCGAUCGUCGCAAACCAUUGGCAAAUUUAUUCUAUAACUUUUUUGAACUGCAACGCUAUUCCAAUCUGAAUCACUCCUGCCCUUAUGAUCAUGAUAUAAUUGUAAAGGGUUGCCGUCUGAACGCUAAAUUAUUACAAGUUCUGCCAAUUCCGCCCGGCGAAUAUUCAAUUUGGACAAGUUGGAUUAUUUUUGGUCGUCAAAUUGCAGAAGUUGAAGUUGCUUUAAAAUAUGAAUAA